Messenger RNA from Trypanosoma brucei brucei TREU927, 369 nucleotides. RefSeq lists its product as hypothetical. The transcript has a single exon. Lineage: Eukaryota; Euglenozoa; Kinetoplastea; Trypanosomatida; Trypanosomatidae. The record is from RefSeq and is a predicted model, not a curated record. The coding region runs from base 1 to 369 and encodes 122 amino acids.
AUGAUGAGAAAGUUUGGAAGCAUCAUACCCACACGCAAAUAUACCGGCGUUGCUUCAGAGAGGGGAAAAAAAAAGAAAGAAACAGUAAGGAAGAGAAGAAAUAAACAUGAAUGUACCGCGUCACGAAAACCGAAGCCGAGGAAUUUACGAAACAAAAAAAAAAAAGAAAACAAAAAAAGAAAAAAAGGGGAAAAAAUUGUCUAUUUGCACGCACAAAUACCCCUUAUAUAUAAAUAUAUAAACACACAAAUUUAUAUAUUUAUAUUCACCCGGAACAACAGCAACCACGCUAUCCGCGUAAAAAAAAAAUGUGUUAAAAGAUUAGGAAACAGCACCGAAGGGAGAAAAAGAAGAAGGGAAAGAAGGUAA